Aureobasidium namibiae CBS 147.97 is the source of this 771-nucleotide messenger RNA. RefSeq lists its product as uncharacterized. The transcript has 2 exons. NCBI's taxonomy places the organism in Eukaryota, Fungi, Ascomycota, Dothideomycetes, Dothideales, Saccotheciaceae. Bases 1 to 771 code for a protein of 256 amino acids. The record is from RefSeq and is a predicted model, not a curated record.
AUGAACAUGACAACCACCUGUUCCGACUUGAUCGACUUCGUCAACCACAUGGCCGCUUUGGAACCCCCCGAGUUGCAGGCCAUCUUGGACACAUGGACUCUGACUCCCGGCCAGACGGAGCUACUGCGUCGAAUCGCGGACCACUUUCUCGUACCACAGUCCUCUCCUCGAUUAGCACCUUCUCCCCGACCCGCAUCAGCAUCCAACAAUCCCUGGAAGGCUUUCCAUCGCUGCGACCGUCUUGUACUCCAUCAAGUGUACCUGCAUCUCCUCAAGUCAGGUCCCCAGCACUUUGUCACUUCUUAUUGCGAUACUACCGUUCACGACGGCUGCAUGUCAGCUACCAAAAGCGCCCAGCAACAGAGUACCCAACGUUUGCGUGAGCUCUUCAUCGCUCUGGCCCUGUACGACUUUGUCAGGAAUCAGUUUUCUCGCUUCUCUGGCAACAGGUUGUCAGAUCGUAUGAAGGAUCAGGUCAAGUCGCUUCUGCCUCAGUGCGACGUGAUCGAACAGUACCGGAUGGGCAAAAAUCUUAACUUCCUCUGUAGACGCUUUGGCAUGGGUUGUGUCUUGUACCUUGCCGAUUACUUGUCUAAAGACUUCCUGUGCAACAAGUUUACCGCUAGUGGAGAAUACCACAAUCGUGCCUUUGGCCACCUCGACGCGCUGGGCCUGGUGCAGCUGGCCGAGGAUAACGGUGCUAACAAAUUUGCCAGUGAGGCUAGAGUUCUCUCAUUGGCUUACCUGAAAACGAGGACGAGCCAGUCUUGA